Molecule: messenger RNA, 1107 nt
Organism: Eublepharis macularius
Lineage: Eukaryota; Metazoa; Chordata; Lepidosauria; Squamata; Eublepharidae
Exons: 4
Coding region: 1-1107 (368 amino acids)
Source: RefSeq, a predicted model, not a curated record
AUGUCUCACGGAGGAGACAGUUAUGUUAAGCGGGGGAUCUCUUGGAGACACCGAGAAAUUAUGGACCUCCUUCACUUUUGGGGAGAGGAAAAAAUACAGGAGGCACUUCGGAAUACACACAGAAACCUUGACUACUUCGAACGCAUCUCCGAGCAGAUGGCAACAAGGGGACAUAGAAGAUCGGCUCUGGAGUGCAGGUCUAAGACCAAGACCAUGCGUCUCGAAUACGAAAAGGUUGUUGCGCAUAACAACAGGUCUGGAAAUGCACCCAUCACUUGCCCCUACUACCGUGAGCUUGAGAGUAUUCUACGUGGUGAUGCAAGUGUUAACCCGAAACGCAUCGCAAGAAGCAUGGUGCUGCAGGUGGUGGGUCAAGUGCAGCCGGAAACAUUGGUGCUCCAGAGGGGAUCAGAAGAGCUUUUCUCCCACGACCUACACACCUGUAAUCCCGCGGAAAUAAGAAUGUCAACACCUUAUCAUACAGAAGACUGUGAUGGCCUGAUUGAGGCAGAAGGGCAUGCUCUGGAACCAGACCUGGAUGCCACACCGGAUGGCCUCCUUGAUGAUGGUUUCAUUGACCGGGGAUUCACCAUGCAGGAAGAUUUUUUGGACAAGGAAAACAACCCCCCAUCACCACGUUCUACUGCUGAAGGUUCCAUGGAAAUGACAACGCCAGAUUUAUCGCCAGGAACACGCCUGGACAACAUCAGAUGUCGGAAAAGGCCUGUGUCUGCUAUUACCAGUGCAGCAGAGAAGUUACUUAGUCUAGCAUCCGCAGAACACCAGGAGGAGUUGGCCCUUCGAAGGCAGGAGCAAGAGGAGACCAAAAAGUGGCGUGAGGAGGAGGGCCGCAGACACCAGGAAUUUCUUCAGGAGACCAGGCUCGAGCGAAGAAUGUUCCAAGAUGCAUGGUCACAAAACCUGGAGGUGAUGCGUGCGACUGUGCAAACUCUUAAAUCCUUUGGUGAGGCUUUCCUGAUGCAGCAAACACCCAAACUCCCAGAACUGACCAAUGGUCAUGUGGAAGACAUCGCCACAGAUAACACCAGGAAGGGUGCACCCAAAAGAUCGUGUGUGGGGAAGGCCAGGGAGCGACUCACCCUAUAG